GCAAGCUGACGGACGGUAAUCGCUUUGCCUUCACAUGAGUCGUCCCUCGAUGCACCAACCUGCUGCCAUUAAGUCUCGUCCCGUGGACACUGAAGCCGAAGCGCUGGCCGCGCGGAAGCGGCGGUUUCGUGCGGCGCAAAGUCUGACCGUGGACGGGGGCAUCGAAAGCUCGUUCGUGUCUCGGUUUCCAGCCAUCGACGAGCGGUUUUGGGCGCCGUUUUACGAGGCUUGUGCCGCCGGGCCAAAUUGGGUGGGUCAACGACCGCUCAUGAUUUCGUACUCGUUGCCGCAAACAAUCAACAGCAAAGACACGUUUGGGGAGACAAUGAUGACUCUGGCUGCGAUUCACGGUCGGGCCCAAGUGGUGACGGUGCUGCUUGGAAUCAAGGGGGACCCGUGGGUGUUCAACAACAAGGGGUGGAGUGCCGUGACCGCUGCCGCUGUGUACAACCACACGGCGUUGAUCAAUUUGUUUGCUUCCCACAGUGUCAAGUUAGACACACAGGACGAUCGACUGGGCUACACGCCUGCCCACUUUGCCGUGCAAGUGAAUAACAUUGACAUGCUUCGCCUUCUGCAGGAUCACCGCGCCAACCUGGCCGUGGCAGCCAAGAAUGGGUACACGUUGCUGCACACGGCGGCCGAAGUGGCUGCAGAGGAGUGCCUCGAGUUUCUCCUUGCCAAGCGAUUGAUUUCGGUGGAAGCCCGAGAUACAAGCCAUGAGACUCCAAGCCACAAAGCGGCUCGGCGCAGCCACAGUCGCAUCUUGGAGAUUUUGCGCCAACACGGCGCGUCGUUGAAAGCUGAAAACCUGGACCAAGAUUGUGUGGCCGAUGUGUACUUGGACAAUAUGCACGUGACACGCCCGAUGGAAUUAAAAUAACAAGUACUAACGUUAGUAGUGCAGUGUACACCAGGGUUUGCGAAGUGUGCAUCGAUCGAUAAGUGGAGGAUACGAGAUGGAUUUAUAACAUUUCCACAUUACCCUUCGGAAACCCUCGUCCGCUGGACCAUGUCGACACACAUCUGCCACCAGAUGGUACUCCGGAGGUCGCUUCACAAGCCACCGGUCAACCUAUUCAGCGCUAGCAUACGCUUCAACAGGUGUGCAAUGCACGCCGAACCGCCAUGACGACGAUCUUCGAUAUUCAAAUGUACCAGGUGGUAUAUCACUUUGAUGGCACUUGGUCACCACCGAGCCAAGAGGCACAUGACUCCUCAUGCCCCCCCCAGGCCUGCGUUAACCGUCCUCAGAUCCACCAAGCCAUUUCCUACGGCCUACGUGACACAGCAAGCACUCCACAAUAUAAUACUACGCGCUUUAUCAAUUUCAGAC
Molecule: messenger RNA, 1336 nt
Organism: Aphanomyces astaci
Lineage: Eukaryota; Oomycota; Saprolegniomycetes; Saprolegniales; Verrucalvaceae
Exons: 9
Coding region: 35-883 (282 amino acids)
Molecular function (GO): protein binding
Source: RefSeq, a predicted model, not a curated record